AUGGACGCACGUAGACGAGACAGGGAGCAAAUUGGGUUAUGUGGUGUUGACAGAAUUUGGGGAAAAUCACCAACGCGAAUCGAAGAUUCUGACGAAGAUGAGGAAAUUAACAGAUACCAAAGUAGCAUUAUACCAAAAGACAGAAAGAGGAAACAAGAGAUGAAGAAAAAAAAAAAAUGGGUAGAAAAGAAUGGAGAGAAUGACAGAGCGAAGGUUAAGAAAGGAUCAAGUUCAGAUGAAAGUGGAGACGAAGUAGUAGGACCAGUUCAAAAACCACAUGUGACAUUAUCUGCUAAAGAUUUUGGCAAGGCUCUUUUGCCUGGUGAAGGUGCUGCUAUGGCUGCAUAUGUUGCAGAAGGAAAACGUAUACCGAGAAGAGGUGAAAUUGGGUUAACUUCAGAAGAAAUUGCUGCAUAUGAAUCUGUUGGUUAUGUUAUGAGUGGUAGCAGACAUCGACGAAUGGAAGCUGUUCGUAUUCGCAAGGAGAACCAGAUUUAUUCUGCUGAUGAAAAACGAGCAUUGGCUAUGUUUAGUAAAGAAGAACGACAGAAGAGAGAAAAUCUUAUUUUAGGACAGUUCAGAGAGAUGGUUAAUCAAAAGUUAGCACAAGAACAGAAGAAAAAAUAA
Frieseomelitta varia is the source of this 627-nucleotide messenger RNA. RefSeq names its product NKAP family protein CG6066. Gene Ontology annotation, biological process: regulation of gene expression. The record is from RefSeq and is a predicted model, not a curated record. The coding region runs from base 1 to 627 and encodes 208 amino acids. Gene Ontology annotation, molecular function: chromatin binding. Gene Ontology annotation, cellular component: nucleus. NCBI's taxonomy places the organism in Eukaryota, Metazoa, Arthropoda, Insecta, Hymenoptera, Apidae. The transcript has 5 exons.